Molecule: messenger RNA, 2235 nt
Organism: Hydatigera taeniaeformis
Lineage: Eukaryota; Metazoa; Platyhelminthes; Cestoda; Cyclophyllidea; Taeniidae
Source: the annotation of a GenBank genome assembly
AUGGAUCCCUCAAUUGGCAACCAAUUCAAAUCCUCCAACAUCUCAACUAAAAGUCUGAGCAUAAACACAUCAAAAUCCAUCAUCUCAACAAUAGCUAGCGUCACAAACUCAAAAAGUACUCCACAAGAACAAUUUAUACAAACCGAUGACAAGCAUAACCGGUUUUUGUUGAGCAGGGCCAGAGAGGGUAAAGCAAGAAGUUGGACGCCUAUAGAAACACAACCUCUGCCUGGAAAACGUCUUGCUACGGAUAUGCCCACCAACCCGCAGCCAAACAAAUUUAUCUGCUGCUCUGUCUCUAUCCCCAAUGCUCCAAUUGAGGAUCCAUUUGGUCUCCCUCAUACUACCAAACUGGAUGAGCCAAACUCUGAUCCACUUCAAAGGAAGGCAGCAGAUUAUCCAUCUUCAGUCGGUUCACUUUCUGGCUUCGUUUCCCUGAAGCAAUAUGGCUACGAGGAGAAAUAUCCAGGACCUCUGCUCAAACUCAACAUUAGUGGAACGGUCUUCAUUGUUAAAAUAAGUACUCUGCAAAGCGAUCAAAUAGUGUUUGAGAAAAUUAUAGAAGAUGCGGAAUACAUCCCUGAGACGGGUGAAUACUAUUUUGAGAGGGAUCCAGUGGUAUUUCGCUUUGUCCACGAUUAUCUUCGCCACCAAGAAACUCAUUUGCCACUAAACAUCUGUGGACCAUUAUUGGAGAAGGAACUAGAAGCUUGGGGAUUACAGUUGGGUUUCGAUUUGCAGAGAUGCUGUCUUGGCCCCGUCAUGGAAACCAAAUCAAAGAUGGAGUCUUUGCGAAAAUUCGAGGAGACCUUCUCGGAAUUUCCCUUGGAUAAGGAGGUUAGUCCACGCUUAGGUAUCCGAUGGCAGAAACUUCGGCAAUACGUGUGGCGAAUCAUCACUGAUACACCAAAGAAGCGCUGGUUGGGACUGCUUCUGAAAAACAAUGCUGCAGCUAGGGAUAGUAUCACGAGCAUCGACACUGAAAUGGGUCAUUCUGGGCCAAAUAACUUUAGCAACAAUGAUACCGAUCACACUAGAAAACUGAAAAACGGGGGUCAAGACAGUGACUGUGCAAACGACACUGGAGGCGGUAGUGGUGAUGACGGUCGUGAUAACAGUCAAGGAAGUGGCAGUCACUUGAUCAACAAUCCAUUUAAUUGGCGAACCCUGCAAAAAACUCCCAGAGAGAUUAUCUUUAGCAGGGUGUAUGUAGCAGUGCAAUUUCUGAUAGUAGCGUCCCUUAUUAACUAUAUGACUAUAGCCUAUGUUCCUGAGUUGCGGGAGCCCUUUGGUCCAGUCUUGAACAUCUCAGCAGCCAAUACCAAUAUUAGUAGAUCGCAAACAUUCCCCGUUCACAGAUCCUAUAGUGAAUUCGACAACGAGACCCGUCAAGCCACACGACCAAUUUUGCCUCUCCGAGUACUCACAUGGAUCUGUGUUGUUCUUUUUACCGUCGACCUCAUCGCACGUGCCAUAUUCUGUCCAAAUUUCCUCCGCUGGUUACGCUCUUUCUACACAAUCACCGACAUUGUCUCACUCCUUCCUUUUUAUGUUGAAAGUAUAGUGUUAGUCUAUGUCAGUAGGCUCAGCUCCUCUGAGUCAACCGACAAUACUGUAAAUACGCUCUUCUUCAUAAUUGACAUCUUCAACAUGUUCAAGGUCUUCGUUAUCAUUCGAAUCUUUCGGCUGUUGCAGAGGCAGCGAGCAGCUCGUGUACUGAUCUACACCAUUCGAACAGCUGCAACGAACAUUGUCAUGGUGUUCGAGUUAAUACUUUUGUGUGCCAUCUUCUUCGGCACAUCAAUAUUCUUCUUUGACUUGCAAAUUAAUUCCAUCUUCACUGGAAUUUGGUGGGCUUUCACAACAAUGACCACAGUGGGGUAUGGUGAUGUGAUUCCUUCCUCCAUACCAGGCCGACUAAUAGCCGUGCUCUGCAUGAUCAUUGGCAUCUUGCUUACCUCCUACACCAUUCCUGUUCUCGUCAAUGACUUCCUCCUUUUCUACGGUCAUGCCGAUCAACUUGCCUGGAUGCGACGAAUUCAUAGGAGUGCAACCGCUAAGAGGCGUACAGAAAAACGUGAUCUCAUGGCUAAACGACAGAUUAUUCAGGUUAGAGCUCUUAUUAAGCAGGCUGUAAUUGGCUUUGGGACAGUUCACGAUGGAAGUGGCACUCACAAGACCGCUGGUACAAGUGAUGACACUCUUCAACAGCCUACCGCAUCACAUUCUUCAUAA